Messenger RNA from Cladocopium goreaui, 1581 nucleotides. Lineage: Eukaryota; Dinophyceae; Suessiales; Symbiodiniaceae. The record is from the annotation of a GenBank genome assembly.
AUGACCUGUGGUGUGCCCUGUCAACUCAUGGAACUCAGCUUGGCAGAUCAGUGCAGGUUUGAUGUCUCUGGUUGUGGAGAGAACGUGCCCGCUGGGACAUCUUGCCCUAUCGCUUGCCGAAGCCCUUUUGCAGGGGAGGCUGCGCCGGCCUCCUGUCCUCCUGGAAAUACCGAUCCCUCAACACCUGUGGAAUGGACCGCCCCGGAUUGCGACUUGUUCGCCAGCGACUGCCCUAUCUUGAUGGACCUCCCUGAGGCUUAUCUAGAAGUUGAAGGAGGUGGCUACACCUGCGCCGAAGGUUUUGCAGGAACUGCGGUGGCCAGGUGUGUUCCGGAUGAGGAGUGCAAGAGCAGCUUACAAUGGUUUGGAUGCGAACAAACCGCGGCCUGUGCACCGCCUCUGAAUUUGAUCGGUUGCUUGUUGGACGUGAUGCAAUGUAGCGAGGUAAAACCCGGUGGAAGUUGCCCAGUGAGUUGUCGUUUCCCUUACACGGGCUGGUCUUCGGUGGCUGUGUGCCGACCCGAUAACGUUGACGAAGAGGUGGGAUUGUUGGUGGUGGAACCUCAGUGCACCCUGACAUGUGAAGAUCCACCAAAUGAACCGGAAGGAUAUGUGAAAGUUUCCACUGGCAAUGGCUGGGCCUGCGCCCCGGGCUAUGGGGGCGAUGCCCAGUGGGAUUGUGUCAUUGAUUCGGUGUGUGCGUCCAAAAAGGUCCUCUCUGGCUGUAGCUUAUUGGCGCGAUGUAUUUUGCCAGAGGUCGAAAACGCCUGCAUGUACGACUUCACCCGCUGUAUCGGCGAAGCCGCCAGUCCUGGCAGAUCGUGUCAGGUGCACUGCAAGCAACCGUACCAAGGCAACACCAAUGCUAGCUGCCCCAAUGGGAACACCAACCCAUUGCGCCAGCUCAGUUGGGAGGAACCCAACUGCCAAAUUGCAUGUGCCGAAGUGGCCGAUGUUCCGGUGGGUUAUUUGUCCCAUCCCUACAUUCGAGUCUUUGGUGGUUGGCAAUGCACCGAUGGCUAUGCGGGUGUGCCUUCCAUUUCCUGUGCCACGGAUGGCAACUGCAAUCCUCAGCUGCGAUUUUCGGGCUGCAACGCCCUGUUGCCCUGUGAACCUCCUAUCCUGUCGCAGGGGAAGCUGUGCGCCUUUCAACACACCUGCAUCUCGGUCCGCUCCGGGGACUCCUGUGAAGUCACCUGUCGUGCCCCGUAUGUUGGUGGGGUGGCCUUUGCUACCUGCCCUCCCAACAACACCAUUGUGGGUCGGGAGCUGGUCUGGGACGAGCCCAAUUGCAACCUACAGUGUCCCAUGCCGGACCCCGUGCCUGCCGGCUAUCUUCCCGAUGGGAUCGAUAUGACUGGGAAGCAGAAAUGGACCUGUGCAUCGAGAUACGAGGGAAUUCCAGAUGUCAAAUGUGACAUCGGAGACGACUGUGUGGCGGCUUAUAUAUUUGAAGGCUGUGUGCCUCAGUGGCUUGGACCUGUGGGACCACGGGCGAGUUGUGGUGGCAUUGGUGGGCUCAGGUUGUGGCUAAUUCUUGCGAAACUCCAGCUGUCAGCCAUUGGAGAUAUCUAUAAUUAG